Messenger RNA from Arabis nemorensis, 792 nucleotides. The record is from the annotation of a GenBank genome assembly. Lineage: Eukaryota; Viridiplantae; Streptophyta; Magnoliopsida; Brassicales; Brassicaceae.
AUGAAUCGGAUCUGCUCGUUCUCAGGUGUUCGACUUUUUUCUAGAAAUUUCAGAGCUUUAGUAGUGCCACGUUCCUUGAACUAUCCCCUGCAGUCGCUCAAGCGUUCAUCAGUUCGGAUGGCGAAUGGUAACUUUUCUUCUGGUCUCAGAACCGAAAGCAGUGCAAACCCAAGAGGAGCAUUGAUUGUUUUCGAAGGUCUUGAUCGAAGCGGCAAAUCAACGCAGUGCGCUAAGCUACUCUCUUUCUUGGAGGGUUUAGGGCAUCCGACUGAGCUCUGGAGAUUUCCCGAUAGACAGACAAAUGUCGGUCAGAUGAUAUCCGCCUAUCUAUCUAAUAAGUCGCAGUUAGAUGAUCGCACAAUUCAUCUCCUUUUCAGCGCUAAUCGUUGGGAGAAAAGGUCAUUGAUGGAGGAGAAGCUUAAAACAGGAACUACGCUUAUCGUCGAUCGUUAUUCAUAUUCUGGUGUAGCUUUCUCAUCAGCUAAAGGUCUCGGUAUCGAAUGGUGCAAGGCGCCGGAAGUUGGAUUGCUGGCUCCGGAUUCUGUACUUUACCUUGACAUUACACCCGAAAGAGCUGCUGAGAGAGGUGGAUAUGGAGAUGAGAGAUACGAGCGAGUGGAGUUUCAGAGAAAAGUCUCAGACUUUUAUCAAUCUCUACGCGAUUCUUCGUGGAAGAUAAUCGAUGCAGGAGAAGCCAUGGAGGAAGUAGAGAAGAAGAUUCAAGAAGUGGUAUUAAAUAAAGUCAAAGAGUGUGCAAUAGGAAAGCCUCUUUCUCUCCUUUGGUCAUCUUAA